This is a messenger RNA of Physella acuta, 1095 nucleotides long. Its product is annotated as kelch repeat and BTB domain-containing protein 3-like. Lineage: Eukaryota; Metazoa; Mollusca; Gastropoda; Physidae. Gene Ontology annotation, molecular function: protein binding. The record is from RefSeq and is a predicted model, not a curated record.
AUGAACAUACAAGAGGUUUGUGUCCAGAUAGUCCAGAUUCUGGAGAAUGUGUGGAGUGAGAAAACUUUAUUUGACUUCGCUGUGAAAGUUCAAGAUGAAACCAUCCAAUGUCAUCGUCUCAUCCUAGCGGCGUGUUCAGAAUUUUUCAAAGCGCUGUUCAGGUCUGGAAUGAAAGAAGUCACAGAAAACUGUGUUGUGCUAAAAGAUGUUUCAUGUGAAGUUUUCCGCUUAAUCAUCAGUACUAUGUACACAGGGACAAGUCUGUUAACCUUAGACAAUUUUAUUGAAGUGUGGCAAGCGGCACAUAUGCUACAAGUUAAAGUUAUGGUUAAUGUUUGUGAGGAGUUUGCUAUCAGAUCAUGUUCAUUGGACACCUGGGAAAACAUUUAUCUACAUGCAAAGCUUUUGGGUUCAGUAAAAGUGCUAGAUAAGCUCCAUACAUUCAUGUUGAAAAACUUUGAAGAAAUUAGACAUUCAACAACAUUUUUUCAACUUUCUUUCAAGGAAACGCAUGAUUUGAUUAAAAGCCAAGAUCUCGUUGUCAGCAAAGAAGAUUUAGUUCUUGAAUCUGUGAUACGAUGGGUUGAAUAUGUUGACGGAAAUCAGCUAAAUCAGAAUUCAAAUGAGGACCAUACAAUCAGCGGUAACAACGUAAAGACUAAUAUCAGUUUAUCCAGUGAUGAAGCAAAGGAAAUUAAAGAAAGUGAGGAUGGACUUCAUCGUAAUAAUUGCUUACAAAAUUCUAAUAAGUCGAAAGGUAGAGCAAUGCAUGAAGUACACACUGCUUAUUCAAUUGGUCCUGUAAAGUCUUCUAGAAAAGAUAAAUUUAGAGAACUGUUAAUGCAAGUCAGAACAUGCCUGGUUAGUCAUGCUGCCUUCUAUCGAGUUCUUAAGUUGAGACUGUUUUCUGAAAUGGAACAUUCGAGAGAAUUGAUUCUGGACGCCAUGUCAUAUCAUGUCCAAGAGUUUAGACACGGUCAGUGGUCUUCAGCUGCUAUACACAGAUCUUGUAGUGAGUACACAAAUGCUGGAAUUUAUGCUUAUGGUAGUAAUGGGAUUUUCGAAAUAAUAACCGAGUCAAUGGCUUCUGAAUAA